This is a messenger RNA of Diabrotica virgifera virgifera (western corn rootworm), 1185 nucleotides long. Its product is annotated as general transcription factor II-I repeat domain-containing protein 2-like. The transcript has a single exon. Bases 1 to 1185 code for a protein of 394 amino acids. Lineage: Eukaryota; Metazoa; Arthropoda; Insecta; Coleoptera; Chrysomelidae. The record is from RefSeq and is a predicted model, not a curated record.
AUGAUAAAACAUGCGUUUUUAGAAGCUGCUGAUUCGCUAUUUGCCAACUUUAGAAAUAAAGACGAGAUAGUUUCAGCUAUAAAAUCUAUACAACUUUCUGCUAAUACAGUGAUGAGACGUGUAGAAGUAAUGAGCAAUGAUAUUUUUUUACAGUUAAGAACUGACUUAGAUAACUGUGUUUAUUUUUCACUUCAACUGGAUGAAUCAACAGAUGUCGUUGACACCGCCCAGAUGACCGUGUUCGUCAGGAUGGUUUUUAGUGAUUUUACGAUUAAAGAAGAUCUUUUGAAGUUCAUUCCACUGAAAGGACACACUACUGGACAGGAGUUGUUUUCUCAUUUAAAAAAUAUUAUUUCUUCCGAGAAAAUUCCAAUAUCGAAAAUGGUAGGCUUGACAACCGAUGGCGCUCCAGCUAUGGUGGGUUGUGAUAAGGGUCUGGUGGCGUUAUGUCGUAAAGAUGAAACUUUUCCGCAAUUUCUCUGUUACCACUGCAUUAUCCAUCAGCAAGCAUUAUGUGGAAAUUUCCUGAAACUAAACAACGUUAUGAAACUGGUGGUAAAAAUUGUGAACAAGAUUAGAGCUCAAGCGUUACAAAGAAGAUUAUUCAGAACCUUGGCCGAUGAAGUUGACUGUCAAUGCGGGGACCUACUCCUUCACUCUGAAGUCCGAUGGUCAAGUAGAGGACGGGUGCUAAAACGUUUUAAUGAUGUCCUAUCUGGCAUAGUUCAAUUUUUCAAACAACGCGAUGAACCGACUCCGGAACUAGAAAAUUCAAUCUGGCUUAGAGAUUUUGGUUUUCUCGUGGACAUUACAGAGAAAUUAAACGAACUUAAUUUGCAGCUUCAGGAGAGAGACAAAGAACUAGCGGAAAUGAUUUAUGAUAUAAAAGCAUUUAUCAAAAAGCUGGAGUUUUGGGAACAAAACCUAAUUAACAGCGAUUCCAAGCAUUUUCCUAUUCUUUCAGAAAAAAUAUCUCAAAAUCCAUUAGAACCCUAUGACAACAAAUAUCAUGUAGAAAUAAUUUCUACCCUGAAGAGUAACUUCAAAAAUCGUUUUAAGGAUUUCAAUGAAAUGGCUUUAGUAGCGCAGUUUGUUGUUUCACCCUUUAUGGAAAUUGAUAUCCAACAGUUUGCAGCUUGUGUUAUGCAGAACUUUGGCGAAGACAUCGCUGCAACAGAAAUGUAA